AAAACGGAUAGAAUCCUUGCCCUACUUUUUCUAGAUAUGUCGUUCAUUUGUGGUUCAAUCUGAUGACCUCGAAAGCAGUCGCUCCGAUGGCAUUUCGUUGCAUCGUCGCGACUAGGGGCGUGCGUGCAUAAUGGCAUCGGAAUCGGAUCGAACUGCGGCCACAAAAGAGCUCGCGCUUUGUAGAGCUUUUCUACUGGCUCGAGGUCUCUUUCAAGUUCUCACCUCACCAAUAAAUCGGGGGGGGUGGGGGGUCUUCGAGUUUUUAAUCUUACCACGACGACAUCACCGUGUAGAGCUGGGUGACAUUUUACUGAAUGAGCGACGUAGAAUUCAACCACAUUUUACGCCGCACUAAAAACAAUUUGGUAGAUUGAGUCGGCUACGACAAACCACAACGCAUCAAAGCGGUUUUAUUUAUACAGUGAAAAAAUUAUAACAACCAUACUACUUAGAAAUAAACAGGCAUAAAACUAGAAAUACACCAACAAAAAAGAGAACGAAAACUCAACUCAUGCGCAAGAUGCCAGCGGGGAGAAGCCUUGAGUCGUACCAAGACGAGCGGAACAGGGAAAGAAGCAGAAAUUAACCCAGGCCAGCAGCUCUGACGCUAAGAAAUUGCAGACCUCGUAAACGCAUCGAGGUCAGAAAGCCGCGACCGCUUGCAGCAACUUUGUUUUCUCGGGCACUGUAUGAUGACAAGAGUAGACGGCGCCAUUCGCCAUGCAUAACGCAAGGUGGUGCAACCGUGCUAGCAUGCAUCGCAGACACCAGGAUAUUAGCGCUUCUCAUGAAAAGACUUCUCCCGACAAGACAACGUCCAGACAGCGUGAAACAGCAAGAAGCAUCUGCGGAGGUCUUUGGGUGUUUGUUUAGUCGAUACACAGGGCCACAGGUGAGCGUGCAUGCCCCAAGCGGACAUUGACAGGGAGAGUGUGCAGGUCGAUGAAAAAAGUCUGGGGAUCAUCAACACAAUGUCAGCCCCUGAUCAAGAAGCUAUCGCCAAAACGUUCUCAGCAGUCGGGGCCCAACUCGGUAUACAACCAGCCACGGCCCCGUGAUUUCUCGGUGCACGGAAAGGAAAAGCCAAGCAGUUCCAGUGCACGAAGCAGAAAAGUGAGCAGCUUUCUGAACUACUUUCUAAUGAAUCCAAAAGGAGAAAUAAAAAGUAAAAGCCUUGAACUGCUUCUAGAACGUCAGAGUUUCAAGACGUUGCAUGAGAUGAACUGUACCCUACAGAAGAACGCUGGCGCUUCAUAUUCGUAAUGCGAGAAUAAGAAAGCAGGG
Amoebophrya sp. A120 is the source of this 1284-nucleotide messenger RNA. Lineage: Eukaryota; Dinophyceae; Syndiniales; Amoebophryaceae. The record is from the annotation of a GenBank genome assembly.